Molecule: messenger RNA, 2612 nt
Organism: Hippocampus zosterae (dwarf seahorse)
Lineage: Eukaryota; Metazoa; Chordata; Actinopteri; Syngnathiformes; Syngnathidae
Exons: 5
Coding region: 218-1366 (382 amino acids)
Source: RefSeq, a predicted model, not a curated record
GGAUUAAGGGUUCCCGGUAGUGGUGAGCAUACAGCUGAUUUGCAACCCGCCGACUAGGUAGCAAAGAAGAACGGAAAAUGUCGCUUGCUUCGAACAAGACCGUUCUAGGAUCAGUGGCUCUUUAUGUGAGAAACCCGGAAGCAUCUGCUGUGUAAAAAGGACGCAGACCGUUUAACGACAAGUUACUCCCUACAUGAUCCACUGAUUCAGCGACAAGAUGGAGCAGUCUACGGGAGUGGUGGGCCUGGAUGCGCAGGGCAAUAUGCUUUUCACCAUGGUGAAGCCAGUCAUGGGAAUAUUUCAGGUGUCCUCAGACCAAACGGUGACCCAGGGAGGGAUAAGUCUACAGAGUUUACCUGAAAACACCCUGGUCCUGCCUCCACAACAAGACCAGGUCCCACUGGAGACCACUCAGGUGGAGAUGCAUGCCAUACAGCCUCAUCUUCAGCCUCAAAUGCAGUUACCUGCCCCGGUACAAACUGAGGAAGCCAUCCACAGUCAGGGACUACCACAGAACUCCAAUACCACUGCAGAGUUCUCCACACAGAUGCCCUUUGCGGAAGUGUCAUCACUCCUAGAUCCCAACAUGAAAGGAUCCAAGGCUCGGAAACAUCUGAUUUCGUACAACGAGAUCAAGCGCCGCCUGCAGGCUCCGGAGAAGAUGUCCCUGCGCUCGUUGGCUGCCUACACGCGAGUCAGCCGAGGUCCAGCUAGCAAGAAGACGCUUCUGGAGUCCCUGAGUGUCCUUGGCCUCACGCCUAGCACGACAACCUCUGUUUCCUCCUCCUUCUCCAAACUCACUGAAGGUGACACCAGAGCAUUGUGCGACGACAUGAAAGAUUUCUCGCAUGAUUAUAUUGAUUAUGGCAACAUGGCGAAACAGCUCAUCCCCGACACAAACAUCGUCCAACACUGGUCCAAAAUUAUUGAGACCAAGAAUCACCUUGAGGAUAUGCGGAAAUGUUUCAAGGACCCAGCCAACAGCGGAGCCUUUGACAGCGCAACGCACGGCCUUGGUCUGGGAAUGCUUGACGUAGCACUGGACAUGAUCGUCAUGGCAAUUGAACAGCAGAUCCGAAUCCUGUCCGGUGCCGCUGCCGCGGAGCCUCCAGAGUCUGGCGCGCCAACGCGGCGCAUCGGCCGUCGACAGCGCCGCUGUCACAAGGCGUCCCUCGGCAUCAAGGAGCAAGGGAAGGCCAUCUCAAAAAGCAAAGGGCGAAGCAGAGGGAAGAAGAAGGUGCAUCAGGAAAAUACAGUCGAAGUGGAGCCUUGCAAGACAGACGACAUGCAAGGCAACGUACUAACUCUGGUGUCUGUGGGAUAUGAGACCGUUUCCACUGGUCUCGGCGGCUCCAGACCAGCUUGACACGUCACCAUGUUUCGUUUGACCAGAUUGUGCUCAGGAAGGACCAAAAAAAUUCCAGACAUGGACAUUAACGCGAUUCUAAGUAGCAAUGGGCAAAUGUCUGUUGAUGUCAAACAUUAGCCCCUUUCACACUGUCCUUUUUUAACUUUCGGCGCGUGCCAUCCUGACGCAAACCCAGUUUUUUUUUUUUUAAAUAAAUUUGGGGGCUUCGCAGCAACAGUGGGUAAGUAUGAGGUAUUGGAUCUAGCCCGCGCAGUCUGCAGGAAAGGCAGAUUACAUUAGUCAAGUCAAGUCAAGUCAGCAGUAUUUAUAGAGCACUUUCAAACAGCCAUCGCUGCAUACAAAGUGCUGUACAUGGAGCGAUUUAACACACAAUAAACAGUAAGACGAAAUGGCUUGCCGAAUGUUCAGUGGGAGGUCAUUCCAGAGAGCGGGGCGAGCAACAGAAAAGGCUCGAUCCCCUCUGAGCCUCAGUUUAGUUCUUGGUACUUCUAACAAAGACUGGUCCACAGACCUGAGGCGCCGGGCAGGUGUGUAGGGGCGGAUGAGCUCAGAGAGGUAAGGUGGCGCGAGAUUAUUUAGAGAUUUGAAAACAAAGAGCAUUACAAAACAUUAGAGCAAAGAAUAUCUGUAGAAUGUUGCUGUUUGUUUACGGUAUGUUCAAAUCUCUGUAUUACAUAAACAUCCUCAAGAAUUGGUAGCAAACCAUAAAGAUCUACUUUUAAUCACUUUCUUGAUUUUUUUGGGGGGUGUGGGGGGCGGUGUGAAAAGUGAUGCAACCAAGUCGGUGUGCGGCUCCCUGCUCUCACGUUGCCUCAAAGGCUCCAAAGCACCGUGGGAGGUUUUUAGGCUGGUCAAAAUACCGGCAGAAGCCGGGCCGCUAAUACCCGAAGUGUACACGCACAGAUGGCGAGAGAGGAGCUUUGAGUGGGGUGAGGAUUUGCAUUAACAGGACUGAGAGAGCCGGCGGAAACGCCAGAUGAUUUUUCCAACCUUGACGACGGGCUGGUAAUGUCAAGAGAAAGCAAAGGGAUAUUGUCGGAUUAACAAAAACUCAGGAUGGGACAUUCCAACGUGCCGCUCACAUUUACGUACCAGUGUACCAACAGGGACAAACACAAGACCAGUCAUCUGCAACCUUACACGCCAAACGGUGAGUGUGGUCAAUGCUCCAUAACGUUUUGCAUUGUAAACGGGACUAAUAUCAAGGAGGUAAUUUCACAUAAAAGUUGCUCCCCUUUGUUUA